UGACCUGCUCUAUGGCUGUGAUAUCAUAUCGCUCCCUCCUGGGAGCGGAAAGAGGGGCGCUGAGGGUGGUCGAAGACAGCGUGGAAAAGGCGACAACUGACAGGAUCGUGAAUCAUCAUUGACAGGCACCACGCGCCGGCAAUAGACGGGCGCACCGCCCAGAAGUUUGCCCCACUAAUGCCGCCCCACGUAUGCCUUUCUGAGCGCUCCCCGGUCCUCCGGCAGGACCAUCACAGUGAUUCUUGAACCUUAUGCCCUGCUUCUGUAUAUAUCUGGGAAUCUGUGCCGACUCAGAAUCUUACCCGAAAGAAAGCUGAACUCCUCGACCUUCUAUUUACUCUGUGUACCUUCCCAUCUGAAUUCAAGUACCCCAGUCUUGACAUUACACAAUGUUCUCCAUUGUCAAACGAGUGACCAACCCCGACCCCGCCGUCCCACAGAAAGCAAGCGAUGCUGUCCGCGUCGGCUUGUUAGGUGCUUCGCGCAUCUGCCUCCAGUCGGUCAUCGGGCCUGCGCGGUCCUUGGAAUCCGUUAUAGUCCACGCCGUGGCGGCUCGUGAUGGCGCCCGCGCAGUCGCAUUUGCACAGAAGCACGACAUCCCCAAGUCAUACGGUGAUUACGAGUCCCUCCUGGCCGACCCAGACGUUGAUGUCAUUUACAUCGCUCUUCCAAACUCGCUCCACGCCGAGUGGACCAUCAAAGCCCUGCAAGCGAAAAAAAACGUCCUGGUCGAGAAACCUGCCGCAAGCAACGCCGUCGAGGCCGCGGCCAUCAAGCGGGAACUGGACGCCAACCCGGGCCUCAUCGUCUGCGAAAACUACCAUAACCUGUUCCAUCCCGCUCUUCGCCGGUUGCGCGAUAUCGUCGCUUCUGGCAUUCUCGGUACCAUUCGCACGGCGUCCGCCGUGAUAAAUGUUCCAAACUUGUUUGGAAUGGAGGACAUCCGAUUCAAGUACUCUCUCGCUGGUGGCAUCAACAUGGAUCUGGGAUGCUAUGCGCUCUCAGCCCUUCGUUUCUGUCUGGCAUCCGAGCCCACACGAGUCCUCUCUGCCGUCCCAACUAUCGUCAAGGACAACAUCGAUGGCGCAAUGGAAGCCCAGCUGGAGUUCGACUCCGGCUGCAUUGCAACGUAUCAAGUGUCGAUGAUUCGAUCAAUGCCGUCCUUCCUCUGGAACGAGAAACCUAAAUUGCACGUCAUCGGCGAAAAGGGCUCGGUCUCCAUGUCCAUCUUCAUCAUGCCGCACGUAUACCAUCGCAUCGUCCUUGACAUCCAAGGCGGGCCCUGUACUACCGAGACCGUCUAUGAGGAUGGGCACACCAGCUACUGGUAUUCGCUGAGUGCCAUGGCAGCUGCCGUGCGCGCCGAUGCAAAGGCCAUGGCCAGACCCAAUUUCCCCUUCGAGUGGUCCAUCAACAAUCAAAAGGGGGUGGACAUGGUAUACACUGCGGCAUCCAUGCCACUGCGCGGCAAAGUGGCUCCGUGGACCCAGAUGAACGCUCUUUGAUAAGUAGGAUAGACACAAUCAUAGAAAAGGAAAAGUAUCCAGAUACCACCGCUCUUUGUAAAGGUUGUUCUCAGUAUAUCCCCGGACGUAUGGAAUCUUGGUUUCCUCGUGAGUCAAUGGUGCUGGCUGCUGGCCCAUGCUGAAAUGAAUGAUGGAACCAAUGAUGAAUUUCGGAAUAUUUGCCGCGAACGAGGCAGAAGUGGGUCCUUCGCCUCAAUACCGCCCGGCACU
Molecule: messenger RNA, 1736 nt
Organism: Fimicolochytrium jonesii
Lineage: Eukaryota; Fungi; Chytridiomycota; Chytridiomycetes; Spizellomycetales; Powellomycetaceae
Exons: 1
Coding region: 390-1505 (371 amino acids)
Molecular function (GO): nucleotide binding
Source: RefSeq, a predicted model, not a curated record